Messenger RNA from Betta splendens (Siamese fighting fish), 2891 nucleotides. RefSeq names its product thioredoxin reductase 3 (gene txnrd3). Gene Ontology annotation, biological process: cell redox homeostasis; cellular response to oxidative stress; glutathione metabolic process. Gene Ontology annotation, molecular function: flavin adenine dinucleotide binding; glutathione-disulfide reductase (NADPH) activity; thioredoxin-disulfide reductase (NADPH) activity. Gene Ontology annotation, cellular component: cytosol; mitochondrion. The coding region runs from base 189 to 1991 and encodes 600 amino acids. The record is from RefSeq and is a predicted model, not a curated record. The transcript has 16 exons. Lineage: Eukaryota; Metazoa; Chordata; Actinopteri; Anabantiformes; Osphronemidae.
CCGAGAAGACUCCGUGACAGGCGCUUGGCGCGGUUGCUCCAGUACGUCCUGGGUGUAGUGGGGGGUUUACACGGGACGAUCCGCUGCCUCUUCUGGGUCAUUGCGUUCAAACGAGACACUAUUUCUGCUCCCGAGAGAGAGGGGCUCUAAGUCAGCUGUCUACCAAAGCAGACGCAAACACAUCGAUCAUGCCUCCCGUCGAGAAAGACGCCGGAAAAAAUGAACUCAAAUCUCGAAUCCAGCAGCUUAUCGACGCGAACCAAGUGGUGGUUUUCAGCAAAAGCUACUGUCCGUUUUGUUUAAAGGUGAAGGAUUUGUUCAAAGAGCUGAACGUCGACUGCAACGUGGUGGAGCUGGACCUCCGUGACGAUGGAAGCAACUACCAGGAGAUGCUGCUCGAGAUGACGGGGCAGAAAACUGUUCCUAACGUCUUUGUCAACAAGACACACGUUGGCGGCUGUGACAAAACCAUGCAGGCCCAUAAAGAUGGCAGCCUGCAGCAGCUGCUGAAUGGAGAAGCUGAAGCGUACGACUACGACCUCAUCGUCAUUGGAGGAGGGUCGGGAGGUCUGGCCUGCUCAAAGGAAGCUGCUGCUCUGGGGAAGAAGGUCAUGGUUUUGGACUAUGUUGUGCCUACACCAAAAGGAACCACCUGGGGUCUCGGUGGAACUUGUGUGAAUGUGGGCUGCAUUCCCAAGAAGCUGAUGCACCAGACGGCCAUGCUGUCCACCGCUAUGCAGGACGCACGCAAGUUCGGCUGGGAGUUUGACGAGACAGUGAAGCACAAUUGGGAGACGAUGAAGACUGCGGUGAACAACUACAUUGGCUCAUUGAACUGGGGUUACAGAGUAGCACUGAGAGACAAGAAGGUCGAGUAUGUCAAUGCCUAUGCAGAGUUCAUCGAACCACACAAAAUCAAGGCAAUAAACAAGCGUGGGAAGGAGACGUUUUACACAGCAGCCAGGUUUGUUUUGGCUACAGGCGAGAGGCCGCGCUACCUGGGGAUCCCAGGAGACAAGGAGUUCUGCAUCACCAGUGACGACCUUUUCUCGUUGCCCUACUGCCCUGGAAGGACCCUAGUAAUUGGAGCCUCAUAUGUGGCUCUGGAGUGCGGAGGCUUUCUGGCUGGCCUUGGCCUUGAUGUUACAGUGAUGGUUCGGUCCAUCCUGCUCAGAGGCUUUGACCAGGAGAUGGCCAACCGUGCUGGUGAAUACAUGGAGGGACAUGGUGUGAAGUUCAUUCGCAAAUUUGUUCCUGUGAAGAUAGAGGAGCUAGAAGCAGGAUCUCCUGGCAGGCUAAAGGUGACUGCUAAAUCCACAGAAACCAAUGACCUCAUCGAGGAAGAGUACAACACCGUGUUGAUAGCAGUAGGCCGGGAUGCAUGCACAGAUAAGAUUGGCCUGGGCAAGGUCGGAGUCAAAGUCAACCCCAAGACUGGAAAAAUCCCAGUGAACGAUGAAGAACAGACCAAUGUGCCCCACAUCUAUGCCAUUGGAGAUAUCUUGGAAGGCAAGUGGGAGCUGACACCGGUGGCCAUCCAGGCUGGAAAGCUUCUGGCCCGUCGUCUUUAUGGGGGAUCAACACUGAAGUGCGACUACAUCAAUGUUCCCACCACUGUUUUCACCCCACUGGAGUAUGGUUCCUGUGGCCUUUCAGAAGAGAGAGCCAUUGAGCUCUAUGGGGAGGAAAACCUUGAGUUAUACCACAGUUUGUUCUGGCCUUUGGAGUUCACUGUGCCCAACAGGGACAACAACAAAUGCUAUGCCAAGAUCAUCUGCAAUAAACUUGACAAUGAGAGAGUUAUCGGCUUCCACUACCUGGGGCCAAACGCUGGAGAGGUGACACAGGGCUUUGGCGCAGCCAUGAAGUGUGGAGCCACAAAGGAGCAGCUAGACGGCACUAUAGGCAUCCACCCAACAUGUGCUGAGGUGUUUACCACUUUGGACGUGACCAAGCGCUCCGGAGGAGACAUCAGCAAGGCCGGCUGCUGAGGUUAAACCCUGCUCGUUUAGUGGGCUCUGCUCACAUUGUCCCCAUCAUCCUCUCGCUACUCAGCUUCUAGUGAAUCUUUUAGCUCUGACACCUCUAGCUGCUCACCUUUACUGGGCAGUCGUUCUCAGGACAAAGCUAACACCAUAGCAAAGAGUCUGGAUCCUAUAGACCCACUGGAAGCUGAGGUGAGGAGAGUGGUUGUGUAAUGUGAGUGCAGCCUGCUGAACAGUGGGGUUACUCUGCUGAUAUUUCCACUGGGCUCCACCAGCGUCUACUUCUCAGAGGAGCACCAACACAUUAUUGCUCAUUGUAUGUGUUGGGGCUGUUAGUGAUGUCCUGGCUCGUAACCUGAAAUACUGAGGUGGGCUAGGAUUGAUGUCCUCUGCAGAAGCACCUGGUGUUUGCCUGAACCCUUCGUCCAACCUCAACUUUAAACUUUAAACACUCGAUACCACCUAGUAUCCACACAGCCUGAACCAAGGCAGGUUCAGAUUAGCAGAAAUGGAGACGCAUUUAAUCUGGUGUGUGAGAGAGUAAAUUAAAUGUCAUUCUGUCUGUUCUGUUGAGCCUUCAUUCCUAUAUUUAAAUAUAAUAUACAUAUUGCUGUUAAUGCUUGUGUUGCUGUGGCUUUUGCCUUUUAAAAAAGUUAAUUUUGUUUUAGCCAGGUGUGUGUGCAACACUGCUCAAGAGCCAGCUUUCGUGGCUGCAUCACAGACAGAGCAGAAUGAAGUUCAGCUUUGUCCACAAUGUGUUUGAGUAGAGGCUUUAAACACCACUGCAUUCUGUAUGUAGAGGUUGGAUUUUCUAGAUUCUGGUUAGUCAUCUGUAUAAAUAUGUUGGUGUUGAACCACUGAUGAUGACUUCCCUCAACAUUUAAUAAAGGUGUAGUUCACAGUAAA